Protopterus annectens (West African lungfish) is the source of this 1233-nucleotide messenger RNA. RefSeq names its product zygote arrest 1 like (gene ZAR1L). Gene Ontology annotation, biological process: translation. Gene Ontology annotation, molecular function: mRNA base-pairing post-transcriptional repressor activity. The record is from RefSeq and is a predicted model, not a curated record. NCBI's taxonomy places the organism in Eukaryota, Metazoa, Chordata, Ceratodontiformes, Protopteridae. Gene Ontology annotation, cellular component: cytoplasm. The transcript is spliced from 4 exons. Bases 32 to 1084 code for a protein of 350 amino acids.
CCAACUUAAGUUGUAACUGUAGAAAAUUAAGAUGGAUGGGUUUGGGUAUCGGUAUGCCGCCCCAUAUAACAGCUAUUCAGGGUACUGUCCUCUGAAUCAAAUGCCUAACCCAAACUUGAGGCACACCAAUUGGAAACAGAAAGGCACUCCUGGUUCCGUUUAUUACCCAAAUCCAGUAACUGAUGGCGUGGAUUAUAUGGACAACUGCAAGAGGGCUCAGUUAAAAGCUAUUUUAUCGCAAGUAAACCCCACACUCACUCCUCGUUUACGGAAGGCUAAUACCAAGGAAGUUGGCGUUCAGGUAAACCCUAAGGUUGAUACUGGUGUUCAGUGUUCACUGGGGCCCAGGACUCUCAAUCGUGCUCCAAGAAGGACCUAUUUUGCUCCCCGCUAUGGUACUGUGGGGCGUCUCACAGAAUCUAAGCCCCAGGCAGUUUCGUAUUCGGCCUCCAACCAAAUUCCUGCUGUGUACUCGCCUGUUUAUGACCGUCGGGUGUUCACGGUUACCCGUGAUUAUGUCUCGCCUUUUCCAGAGAACGAGUUAUGCCAGGGUGACCAAGAGGGUGCUUCGCUAACUGUCUUUCAAGAGAAAGAGGAUGAAAAAGGAUCAACUACUGAGAGAGUUGAGAGCCCCAAAGAACAAGUGGGAGAAGGUUCUCCAGCAGGUGUCCCUGAGGAAAGCCUCAUCCCAGAGUGCAGCCAGACGCAAAUAACACCUAAACUGAAUGGCCCGAAACUGAACUCCCGUAGGUCACCCACAUAUCGAUUUCAGUUCUUGGAACAGAAGUAUGGCUACUUUCAUUGCAAGGAAUGUAGUACCAGGUGGGAAAGUGCUUACGUGUGGUGUAUUUCUGGGACCAAUAAGGUUUACUUUAAGCAGUUGUGCCGCAAAUGUAUGAAAGGUUACAACCCUUACAGAGUUGAAGCUAUCCAGUGUCAGACUUGUUCAAAGACUCAGUGCAGUUGUCCUCGCAAGAAAAGGCAUAUUGAUCUGAAGAAACCACAUCGCCAAGAAUUGUGUGGCCGUUGCAAGGGGAAGAGCCUAUCUUGUGACAAUACCUAUAGCUUUAAAUACAUUGUCUAACUUAUCCAAAGACUAGCACUUAAAGCACUUUCACUGACGUUUUGCACAACUUUUGUAAUAGCUUUGAACACUGGCUUUAACUGGCAUUGUGAUUUUUGUAUUUAGAAACUUGGCACUAUUAAAUUAUUUAAGCUAUUGAUGCAGAUGAA